AUGAAUCAACCCUCUCCGGACCAUCAGUCCAAAGUCGCUCCUGGGACACCUGAAUCCAUACACGAGAGAACUCAAAGCAGCUCACCAACGCUUCCGCCCUGUGGAGAUUUCAUACAUCAGUUUCCUUGGAGAUUGCACCAGAUGCUAGAAACGGUGGAAAAGGAAGGCAAAACCUCCAUCAUUUCAUGGCUGCCAGGUGACCCACAAGAUACUUUCAAAGUCCAUGAUAAAGAUAAGUUCAUGCAGCAGGUAUUGCCGCGCUUCUUCAAUCAGACCAAGUUCAAAUCGUUUCUUCGACAACUGAACUUAUGGGGAUUUGAACGAAUACUCGAAUCAGGUCCAAGGCGUGGAAGCUACCGCCAUUCAUUAUUCAUCAAGAAUCGGCCUAAUAGGUGUAUUCAUAUGAAACGAGUAAAGAUAAAGGGUGCAAAACAAGGGGAUACAGGGGACUUCCAACAGCAGCAAAAGGAAAGGGAGGACCGUCAUCGUGAAUCAAAACAAUCUCAUGGUACUAUCAGUGGUGAUCAUCGUGACGGAGCCCAACAGCGAGUCAAGACAAAAGCGAACGAUAUCCAAGACGACCCAUCAUUCGAUACUAUUGAAUAUGAAAGGAUACCAGACAAUAUUCCUGUUGCCGCAGACCUAUCCCGCAUGUAUGCAGAGGAGAUGAAAGAUACGAUUCUUUCUGGUGCUGCUUCGACAGGAGUCGAAUCGGAAGACGAUUCCCCCUACUCCCCUAAACCACUAUCAAGUUUAAGAUACCGGCGAUGA
Molecule: messenger RNA, 771 nt
Organism: Cylindrotheca closterium
Lineage: Eukaryota; Bacillariophyta; Bacillariophyceae; Bacillariales; Bacillariaceae
Source: the annotation of a GenBank genome assembly